Molecule: messenger RNA, 4590 nt
Organism: Pomacea canaliculata
Lineage: Eukaryota; Metazoa; Mollusca; Gastropoda; Architaenioglossa; Ampullariidae
Product: piwi-like protein 1
Exons: 19
Coding region: 344-2986 (880 amino acids)
Biological process (GO): regulatory ncRNA-mediated gene silencing
Cellular component (GO): P granule
Molecular function (GO): piRNA binding; protein binding
Source: RefSeq, a predicted model, not a curated record
UGAGGCAUUUGUCUCCUACAUUUGCUAAAGAUUCCACAAAACGUGCAGUUGUCUUUUUGUUGAGAAUAUUUACGAUUUCAAAGAGAAAAUGAAAGUCAGAUUACAGCGUUUAUUUCACGGAAAUCUUUCGUGGGGAAAAAACCGAAAGUAGAAACAAAAGUGUUAGUAUGCCAUCGCCAUGGAUGCUGACACUCAGCACUGAGGUACACUUUUGCUCAGUGUGAAUUGUAACUACCGACAGUGAUGGCAAAAUAUGCUGAGAAAAGAACGACAUAGGCUAUAACAUCUGAUUUUAAUACAGCUUUUACAGCAUCGUACACCAAAAAAUUAAGGUACUUUAAAGAUGAGUGGAAGGGCCCGAGGAAGAGCGCGUGGCCGCGCUAGGGGCGCCGGAGAACCGGACGUAGUACGUAGGCCAGGGGAGCAGAACGAACCGCAGCAACAACCCCCACCUGUACAGUUACCCAUGCCUCAAGGUGUAGUUACACCAGAGCAGAUAUCAGCACAGACAGGUGGUACUGGUCGUGCUGCAUACCGAGGGGGACAGAUAGUGGCCCGACCUGGAACUGGCAAUGGUGGGGCAAUACCAAAAGUGCCAGCGGAGAAACUUGUAAAGCUCGAGAUGGGAGCUGCUGGAGAGGCUGAAGAUGAAACUGUUCGUGCUAAGACGAGAUAUUACAGAGCUGAUCAUGUGAGACAAAAUAAGAGAGGCACACAGGGCAACAAAGUACAGGUGCUAUCAAACAGCUUCAGGCUGACAACAGCUCCAGAUUGGACCCUGUAUCAGUAUCAUGUGGACUUCUCCCCACCAAUAGAAAGCAGGAAACUGAAACAAGCACUUCUGGCUCCUCACAAGGAGUUCUUAGGAGUUGUACAGGCAUUUGAUGGGCAUGUGCUGUAUCUGCCUAAGCGGCUACCGAAUGAUGUUAAUGAAAUGCAUUCACUACGAAACUGGGACGGUGCUCAAAUUAAGAUCACCGUAAAACUAACAAAUGAGGUGCCCCCUAUGAGCGUGCAGUUUAUUCACGUGGCUAAUAUUAUUUUAAGAAGAGUGCUUGCACAGAUGGGAUUGAAGCAGAUUACAAGGCAUUACUUCAACCCAGACAAUCCAGUGAUCAUAAAGCAACAUCAUCUGCAGGUCAUGUCCGGUUAUGCCACAUCUGUCCUGCAGUAUGAGAAUGAUGUUCUUUUGUCGUGUGACCUGGCCCACAAAAUUCUUCGUGAUGAUAAUGUUAUGGACCAGAUAUAUGAACUGUUUGUCCAGAAGUUGCCAAAUGCACAAAAGAUGGUUGAGAGAAAGUUGAUUGGAGCCAUCGUCAUGACAAGGUACAACAAUAAAACCUAUCGUGUUGAUGACAUCAGCUGGGAUCUCAAUCCUACCUGCACGUUCGAGAAGUCAAAUGGCACAUCAAUUUCUUAUGAGGACUACUACCAAAAUCACUAUGGAAUUAAGAUUACCGACCGUAAUCAGCCACUUCUUUUGAGCAAGCCAAAAAAGAAGGACAUCAGAAGGGGUCAAAAAGGAAACAUCUACUUGCUUCCAGAAUUGUGCCUUUUGACAGGUUUGACGGAUGAGCAGAGGAUGAACUUCACUGUCAUGAAAGAUCUGGCAGUUCACACAAGAAUUGGCCCAGACGGCAGAGCUCGGAAGCUUUUAGAAUUUUCUGACAAAAUCCACAAGACUCCAGAUGUGGUGGAUACGUUAAAGAAAUGGAAUAUAUCUUUCGAAAACCAGCUUGCCAGAAUUGAUGCUCGCAUUUUGCCACAGGAAGUGAUCAAACUAGGAACUGUGCCAGUGAACUACAGGCAAGAAGAAGCUGACUGGAGCAGAGACAUGAGAGGAAAAAGAUUAACAGCGCCGAUAGACUUGAGGGACUGGAUUGUCAUAGCCUUUAAGAAGGAUAUUGAUUUAGCAAAGGAUCUUUGCAAGGUUCUUAUGACAGUUGGACCACCAAUGGGCAUGAAAAUUUCGCCACCACAGCUAGUGGAGACGCCCAAUGAUAGGAAUGAAACCUUUGUGGUGUGCGUGAGAGAGAACCUAAGGCCCACUACCCAGAUGGUCUUGGUUGUUCUGCCGAACAACAAAAAGGAUCGCUAUGAUGCUAUUAAAAAGACAACAUGCAUAGACAGAGCUGUACCAUCCCAAAUGGUGGUUGCCCGUACAUUGACAAAGAAGCAAGGUUUGAUGUCUGUGGCCACCAAAAUUGCUCUUCAGCUGAAUUGUAAAAUGGGUGGCGAGUUGUGGAGUGUGGAUAUUCCUCUGAGUGGCGUCAUGAUUGUUGGCAUUGAUACUUACCAUGACUCAUCAGCCAAGGGCCGUUCGUGUGGUGGUGUGGUGGCAUCACUGAAUAGGGAGUGUACUCGCUACCACAGCAGUGUCACAUAUCAGACCAGCCACCAAGAGCUGCAGGAUGGACUGUACUGCUCAUUUACUGCUGCUAUUAAAAAAUGGCUAGAUGUGAAUCGAACGGCACCAGAAAAGUUUAUCAUCUACAGAGAUGGAGUUGGCGAUGGGCAGCUUGAAGCAGUCUAUGAGCUGGAAAUGCCUCAGAUAGAGAAUGCUAUAAGGAAUGCUGUUGGAGACACAUUUAUUCCAAAAAUCACUUUUGUUGUGGUCAAGAAGAGGAUUUCAGCAAGGUUCUUCAGCCCGAGCCAUAACCAAAUGCAUAAUCCUUCUCCAGGGACAGUUGUUGACGAUGUUUGCACAAAGAAAGAAUGGUAUGAUUUCUUCCUGGUUUCUCAAUCAGUUCGUCAGGGUACAGUGAGUCCAACUCACUACAAUGUAAUUAAAGACACCAUUCAGCUUAGGCCUGACUAUGUUCAGCGACUGACCUACAAGCUUACUCACUUGUACUACAAUUGGCAGGGUACAAUUCGUGUGCCUGCUCCAUGCCAGUAUGCCCACAAACUUGCUUUCUUGUGUGGACAGUCACUCCAUCGUAACUUUGAUUCUGACAAACUUUCUGACAAACUGUGGUUCUUGUAAUUCAGAAUUAUGAACAUCAGAUCUUCAUCCAUGCACAAAUAAACAUGUAACAUUUCAUCCUAUCAGGGUAGAUAGAGACAUCUUUAGGGGUAAAUGAAAAAAUCACCCAGGGUAGAUGUCUUCAUUGUGGUCUCAUUAUUGCAAUAAGGAAAACAAAAACUGCAGUGAAUAUUGCCUUGAGAGACAGGUGUGCAUGAGGCUGUUAUGGAAAAUGUGAAGAUGUGCUAUAAAGGUGUUCAAUUUUGCUGAAAUAUGGGUUGUCUUUGUACUUGACAUUUAAUUCUCAUGUUAACUUCAAGAAAUAUUUGAUCUUCAAGUUUCGUGUUUAAAGUUAAUAACUUUUUCUACUGUUUAGUCAUUUUACUUUGAAUUUUUUUAUAAUAUCCCAGCCUGCAAGUGGUGCAGCAUUCAAAGAAUUUUUUUUUAAGUCUUUUGAACAAAAAUAUUUUUUUUUUGGCUGUAUUUUGUAUCACUGCUGAUGUAGGACAGGCCAGUAUGAGAAAAGCAUUGCAGUAUCAAGGAGCACUUUUGCUGCAGUUUUUCUUUCUUGCACUUUACAGCAGCAUUCUGAUUUAUACAGUCUUUUUAAAACCUUUCAUGUAGGCAGUGUCAUCUUCUAGUCAUUACUGUCAUCAUGUUACAUUUGUAUGGUUCCCCCUUCAAAUACAGGUCCCACCGAUUUUAAAGCACACUUUUUUCAUUUUCAUAGUUUCAAAUCUGGUUAUUUGUUUCAUCCUUUUCAUACUUCAUUUUAAAAAGCGGUGUUUUUUUUUUCAACAUAACUGAACUUGAAAGUAAUCAGUAAUAAUUUUAUACUUUGACUAUUAUGUCCUUCUUCGCUCAACAAACAUGGUCAAACAUUUAACAGAGUGUGGCAAGUGGCUUAUAUAUAAAAAAAUUUGGUUGAACAUUUAUCCAUGUUUGUUUUGUUAAGAAUGGUUUUUAGUCCUUAGUGAGUACUUCUCACUUGUGAAUAUGUUAAGGAAAUAAUCCUUCCUACAUUUCCACAAUUUUUGUUACCUUGAAUUUUAGUUUUAAAGUUGUUUACAUGGAGAGCAAAUUGAUGAAGGAUGAGAAAAUAAGCAUCAUAGAUUGACUGUAGCUCUUGACUUAAAAGUGGUGACAAAGGUUCUGCACAUUAUGAAUGUUAAGUAUUAGCAAUACAUACAAGAACAAUCCUGAUGUCAAUGAUUUUGACCUCCUUAUAUGAAUGUUUGUAGACAAAUGAAAAGAGGGGUGUUCACCUGUAUUUGGAGAAAUGUCUUACACUGAGAAGUGUCCAGUCAUCAAAGAAAGUGUUGGACUGUACUAGGUGAACAUCAUACCCGUUCAUUUUUGCCUUCGUGAAUUUUUUGUUUUAGAUUAAAGUUCCCAUUUUGUUUGAUUUGAUCUGUAUCUUUUGUCUUUUUAAUUUUUAAGAUCUGGAUGCUGUCGACAAUAGCAGUUUUAUUACAAUUUGAGUUUAACAGUGUGCUAGUUGUUUUUGCUUUGUUUUGUUUUUUUAAUUAGACUCUGAUGAUUGCCAGCUCCACAUACUCUGUUCAAUUGAUAAGGAUUUUAAGGAAAAAUCCCACAUGAUUUUAAAAUAAAAAAUUCUACUUUUA